Messenger RNA from Theobroma cacao (cacao), 1612 nucleotides. The record is from RefSeq and is a predicted model, not a curated record. NCBI's taxonomy places the organism in Eukaryota, Viridiplantae, Streptophyta, Magnoliopsida, Malvales, Malvaceae.
AUGGAGCUGCUUCAACAUUUUAGCCAUGAACAUCUACUGAUUUUCAAUGAGGAGCAAAGCCAUGAAAGUGAGAAGCAGGCUGAUUGCUCAGCAUGUGGGGAUCUGGUGUUGGGUCCAAGUUUCAGUUGUGAAGAGUGCGGGUUUUACCUUGAUAAGAAGUGUGUCGAGGCACCUUCACAGCUGAAUCACCCCUUACAUCGCAAACACUGCCUUGAUCUUCGAGCAAGACCUCCAUAUGAAGAUCAACACCCUUUCAUCCGAUUUCGGAUACGUUUUCCAUUCAUUUGUGAUGCAUGUGGCUCUUCAGGGAAUCAUGUAUCUUACAUUUGUUCUACUUGUGAAAUUAUAGUCCAUAGGAGCUGCAUUUCAUUGCCACGCAUCCUCAGACACCCAUGGCAUUUUGAGCACCCCAUUUCCCACACCUAUUUUGUUGGGCAAGAUAAGUUUAAAUCGUGGGAAUGCAGAAUUUGUCAUCUAGAGGAUGUGAAUUCAAAGUAUGGAAGCUAUUCCUGUUCUGAUUGCGAUUAUAUUGUCCAUGUGAAUUGUGCAAUAGAAGAAUAUAAUUGGUACGAUUUUGAUGAGUCAGGAAUAAUAGAUGAGAGUCUUGAAGAAAAUUCAGCAUUGCAACCAUAUUCUUUUGUUAAGGAGAUCAAAGAUGGAGAAAAUGUGGUAGCAAUUGAGAUAAAACAUUUUAGUCAUCAACACAACUUAAUUUUAAGCAAUGACAUCAAGGAUGAUAAAUGUUGUGAUGGUUGCGUGCUAUCCAUCUCCACCUCUUAUUAUUAUUGUUCACAAUGUAAUUUCUUUCUCCACAAAUCUUGUUCUGAAUUACCGAGGAAGAAGCAUCUUUGGGAUCACCGUCAUCAUGGUAAGCCUCUUUCACUUACUUCAGAGUUCAUUUUCCAAUGUGUAAUUUGUAAGUAUGAAACUAGUGGUUUUGCCUACACUUGUGCUAUAUGUGAGGAAUAUCUGUGCCUUCGAUGUGCUUUAGUUUUUGAUAACCCCAGAUGUCAUGGACAUGAGCACCCCCUCUCACUUUCUCGUGUUGAUCAAGGGUGGUGCAAUGCUUGUGGUGAUUCUACAAAACCUGCAUUCAGAUGUAACAGUUGCAAUUUUUAUUGGCAUGGGAAUUGUCUCAAACUACAGUAUAAAGCUCGACACAAAUCUGAUGUGCAUCAUUUUACACUCACUUAUCAUGAUAAUGAUUAUUCAGAAUCUCAUUAUUGUGAUAUCUGUGAAGAGAAAAGAAAUCCAAAUCAUUGGUUUUAUUAUUGUGCCAUUAUGACAACUCAGCUCAUCCCCAAUGUGUGCUUGGAAAAUACCCAUUUAUCAAGCUCGGGGGCAACUACAUAAAAGAAGAUUAUCAUCCAGACCUUCUCACUUUUGUCCAAAAGGUUCAUUAUCCAAAAUGCCAUAGCUGUGGUGAGCCUUGCGUUGAUCUAUCUCUUGAAUGUAAAACAAUUGGAUGCAGCUACAUUGUCCAUUGGGAGUGUGUAAAUGCUUGAUUUUAAUUUCUUCUCUUUUUCACCAUAUAUAAUUAUUGUUGUUCAAGUAGUGAUGAGACAAAUAAGUCGUUUGAUAAUGGGACUCAAAAUUGUUGCUUUGCCUGGUU